ACAGACAGCACAGGAAACCCACAACACACACUCAGUGUGACCCCAUGCACAUUUAUGUGCUUUGGCGUUGUGAGCACAGCGCCCCGACUUCCUUCUUUGAUAGUUGACAGUUUUUGUCAGUCGCUUUAGUGCUUUUCUCAGAUCAGAAUGAAAAGUCUCAUAACUCUUAGUUCAACCUCCACAACAUUUAGUCAUUUGUGCUCAUCAUAGAAGCAAUUUCUCCUUCCUCUGAAGCAGUUACAAAUGUUUUUGGACAUGUUUCAGUUGAUUUCAUACAAUUCUCUGCUGUUUGAAACAUGAUCAUUUCCUGACGUGACAUCAGUCAAAAUGAACUAUACUCAUGGAUGCUGAACAGUCAUUCACAAUAAAACUAAUAGUCUUCAUUUUAUUGCUUGAGUCAUGACAUACAAAAUUGUUGAACUAGUUAUCAAAUUCUGUCAAGAAAAGUUUUUGCCUUUCUUUAUCAUUUUUUCCUGGAAAUGUCUCCUAAAUUGAACAGUUGCUCUCAGGUGAACCUUCACUCACAAGGAGGUGUGUGAAGUUUUAGUUGUAACCAAUGACAAGCCACCGUCACUCAGGGAUGAAUACCAUGAACCCUCACUUGGCUCACUUGUACAAACACUUCUCCUUCUAGGUAAACUCAAAACGCAGCUUUGAUCAUUUUCUACAGGAGCUGAAGCAUUAUCGCACAACUAUCAACGGCCAUAAGAGCAAGAAAUCUCUGAAAACUGACUCUGUUUUGGACAAGAACUACAAAGACUGAUGAUUAUUAUCAUUAUCGAGUACCCUGGCUUGAUGGAAGAUGUCCUCCAUGCUGAGGACUCACUGAAACACCUGGAGGAUCCGUCCUGCUCCUGAAGCUCAGUCUGCUUCCUGUCUGACGUGGAGGAGAUGAUCUUCAUCCUCGUGCUCGUCGGCCUCGCCUUCGCUGUCUGUGGGUCUGUUGUGAACACGACUCCGACCGUGUAUCAGGCGAAGGAGAACGAUAACAUCACCAUCAGAUGGGACAUCACCACCAAAACUGAAUUGUCUCUCGUCAGACUGCUUUGUUUCUUCUUAUCAAAGCCUCUGAAGGUUUUGUAUGAGAUGUCUUACGGCGUUGAGGUCCCAGAGUCUCAGCAUCAGCAGUUUGCAGGACGGGUGCAGUGUGACCAGGACGCCCUCAGAGAAGGACGAAUCAGACUUCACGUGUCCACAGUCACCGCUGAUGACUCGGGAAGUUACCGGUGUGAACUGGCUGCUAAUUAUGACCCGACCAUGGGAUGGACGCUCCGGGCCACUGAACAUUUUGUCUUGAAUGUGACCUCUGGCGGAGAGAGCGCCGACGACUUCCCCGACACGCCGAAGCUCGCUGAAGGUGGAAAACACACACCAGGAGGUCCGAGGAAGGAGGAAGACACAUCAGGUUACUGGAACAUCGUUAAAACCGUCUUCGGAGCUGUAAAUGUAGGAUUUUUAGUAGCUGUUGGUCUAAUAUUGCUAGUGGCUGCAGCAGUUAGAUGUCCAGCAGUAUUUGUUUGUUGCGGUGAGAGACGGCAGAUCCAAACUGUUUAAAGGAAGCAGUUUGGUGAAUGUGACGCUCCUGUCAGUCACCUGUCCAGGUCUGGCUGGCUUCAUCUCCACAGUAAGAGCUCUGCUCUGCGUCUCUCGUGAUGAGACGUCGUGUCUCAGAGUCAGAGUCGUGUGGUGACGCAGGUCAAAGUGCAGGUUGUUCUGAAGCGUAUGAUGACUCAGCAAUAACAGGAUCAUUCAUCACAAACCGAAGCCUCACACACACAUUCAACGUGAAGAGUUCAACACUGAAUUAUGCACUAAUAUGUAGAACUCAACCCCAGAACUGACGUAUUUAUUUUUUCUACGAUAAAAAAAUGUACACAAAAACUUUUAUCUUUCUGCAAAGCACUUUGGACUCUGAAGCACUUUCUAACUUUGGUUUCUAGUUUGUGGAAAUAAAAUGUUUUAUUGUACUCUGUAAAAAUCAGCGUGUUAAUAAAAUCCCUGUUUUUAAGACUUCAUGAAAGUUAUUUUCUGUGUGUGCAGAAGUUUUUAGGGACUCUUUUCAACUUAUUUGCAACAAUUAACAUCUAAAUGUUCAUUUGUCAUAACUGACUUGCUGAAUUAGCAGAAUCCAGUAGUGGGUCUGCGGCCAAUCAGGCAGCAGCUGUUCAGAGAUCCUUCAUGUGAGGAUCACACAGACAAACUCGCUUCUUCUCACAGCAAA
Molecule: messenger RNA, 2221 nt
Organism: Chelmon rostratus (copperband butterflyfish)
Lineage: Eukaryota; Metazoa; Chordata; Actinopteri; Chaetodontiformes; Chaetodontidae
Exons: 5
Coding region: 892-1554 (220 amino acids)
Biological process (GO): positive regulation of T cell proliferation; negative regulation of T cell proliferation; immune response
Cellular component (GO): external side of plasma membrane
Source: RefSeq, a predicted model, not a curated record